GUUGGCGAGUUGAGUGGCGAGUCGAGUGGCGACUCGGUCAAUUCUAAAGCUACUGAACUAGACUACUAUAGUCAUAGUGAGUUUAUCAGUAUUUGAAGAACAUGGCUGAGCAGCAACAGAAUCUUGUGAAACAGAACAUGGCUGAGCAGCAACAGAAUCUUGCAAAACAGAACAUGGCUGAGCAGCAACAGAAUCUUGCAAAACAGAACAUGGCUGAGCAGCAACAGAAUCUUGCAAAACAGAACAUGGCUGAGCAGCAACAGAAUCUUGCGAAACAGAACAUGGCUGAGCAGCAACAGAAUCUUGCUAAACAGAACAUGGCUGAGCAGCAACAGAAUCUUGCAAAACAGAACAUGGCUGAGCAGCAACAGAAUCUUGCGAAACAGAACAUGGCUGAGCAGCAACAGAAUCUUGCAAAAAAGAACAUGGAUAAGCAGCAACAGAAUCUUGCAAAACAGAACAUGGCUGGGCAGCAACAGAAUCUUGCGAGCAAAGUCCCAGCCGAAAAAUUAACACAAUGUCCAGACUGUGUGAUUAAAAAAAAAAUUGAAAGGAAACUGAACAUGGCUAAGCAGCAACAGAAUCUUGCAAAACAGAACAUGGCUGAGCAGCAACAGAAUCUUGCGAGCGAAGUCCCAGCCGAAAAAUUAACACAAUGUCCAGACUGUGGGAAUAAAAAAAUUGAAAGAUUGACAGCGCAGGGCUUUGGCAAUUACUGGGUGCAUUGCGCUGGAUGUGGCUAUCUAAAAAACUUUCCGGGCAGAGCACUUAUUUCUGAAAGAGACCUCAUCAUUCAUGGAUUCCCAGUGGAGCUGUUACACCACGUCAAUAUUUUUAGAGGAGACAUCGACAAACUCAUGAAAAUAAGUAUUUCAGAAUAUUUGAAAAGAAAAUAUUUAUCAUAUAAUGAUUUUGAUAUUGAACAACUCAAAUGUUUAGUUGGCGAAUUGGCAACAAAUCAUGGGGUCAAGAUCUUUUUUGAUUAUGACGUUAAAAAGAUGGCCCAAACCGUACGUAAAGCUGGUAUUGUUGAGAAACUGGUUGCUUCUAUUGUUAAAGAUAUACCAGUGGAUUAUCAAGAAAAAAUAAAGUCAGCAUUUUCCAAGAUUCAGGGAUAUGAUUUUCCAAAUUAUUUUGUUGAUAAUUUGUUGUCCAAAAAACUGCCAUUGUUUCCUUUGCUAGAGGAGCAGGAAAAGGAGAGGAAAAGGCAAGAGGCAGAGCUGAUGGAGGAGAGGAAGAAUAGAAAAGCAGAAUUUGAUAUUGCAGAAUUGUUUAAAUGAACAGAAUUGACAAUGAGUAGUAAUAAUUAUUGAACCUCUUGGUACUCUUGGUACCUCUUGUUUAUGAACCUUUGUACUUAUUACUCAUUUAAUAAAUUGACCUUUUUUGUGCAGAA
This is a messenger RNA of Macrosteles quadrilineatus (aster leafhopper), 1396 nucleotides long. RefSeq names its product general transcriptional corepressor trfA-like. The coding region runs from base 102 to 1280 and encodes 392 amino acids. The transcript has 4 exons. The record is from RefSeq and is a predicted model, not a curated record. NCBI's taxonomy places the organism in Eukaryota, Metazoa, Arthropoda, Insecta, Hemiptera, Cicadellidae.